Messenger RNA from Vigna angularis (adzuki bean), 4358 nucleotides. RefSeq names its product kinesin-like protein KIN-12E. NCBI's taxonomy places the organism in Eukaryota, Viridiplantae, Streptophyta, Magnoliopsida, Fabales, Fabaceae. Gene Ontology annotation, biological process: microtubule-based movement. Gene Ontology annotation, molecular function: microtubule binding; ATP binding; microtubule motor activity. Bases 144 to 4214 code for a protein of 1356 amino acids. The transcript has 22 exons. The record is from RefSeq and is a predicted model, not a curated record.
CUCCUUCUCAUUUUUCUCUCUCCCUCCUUCCCCAUUUCCUCAUUCUUCAACUUCAUCCCCUUUUUCCCUUCUCUCUCCGCCCUUUUCACAAACACCACUCCCUCCAUUUCCCAAAAUUCUCCACCGAGACCGAUCACUCCACGAUGCCGUUCCUAUCUGAGGCUGCCAGUGCGAUUAAAAGCAGGUUCGGUUUCCACGACCACCCCUCCGCAUCGCUUUCGCUGGUUCAGAACACUCCGGAUCUUCUGAAAUCCGCUACCAAGGACUCGCUCGUGCAAAGCUCCAUAGUUCGAAACCUAAGCGAUUGGGACGACGAAAGUGUAGUCGGACAAAGUAGCGCCGCCGUUUCUUCAUCUCGGAGCUUUGAAUUCUGCGAGGAUCCUUCCUUCUGGAAAGAUCACAAUGUUCAGGUUAUAAUUAGAAUGCGUCCUCUUAGCAACUCUGAAAUAUCGGUGCAAGGGUAUGGAAAGUGUGUUAGGCAAGAGAGUUGUCAAACAAUUACAUGGACUGGACAUCCCGAGUCGCGGUUUACUUUUGAUGCGGUUGCUGAUGAGAAUGUUAGCCAGGAAAAUCUCUUUAAAGUAGCUGGUUUGCCAAUGGUAGAAAAUUGCAUGGGAGGCUACAACAGCUGCAUGUUUGCUUAUGGUCAGACUGGCAGUGGGAAGACGCACACCAUGCUUGGUGACAUUGAGGGGGGAACUAGAAGGCACAGUGUCAACUCUGGAAUGACACCAAGAAUUUUUGAGCACUUAUUUUCUAGAAUUCAAAAGGAAAAAGAGGCUCGAAGAGAUGAAAAGUUAAAAUUUACAUGCAAAUGUUCUUUCUUGGAGAUAUACAAUGAACAGAUCCUUGAUCUUUUGGAGCCAUCAUCUAACAAUUUGCAGAUACGAGAAGAUAGCAAGAAAGGAGUUUAUGUCGAAAAUCUUAAGGAAAUAGAAGUUAAUUAUGCUCGAGAGGUCAUUCAACUACUUAUUCAGGGAGCUUCAAACAGAAAGGUAGCGGCCACUAACAUGAAUCGGGCCAGCAGUCGUUCUCAUAGUGUAUUUACUUGCAUCAUUGAGAGUCAGUGGGAAUCUCAAGGAGUGACUCACUUUCGGUAUGCUCGACUUAAUUUAGUUGAUUUGGCUGGAUCUGAGAGGCAGAAGAGUUCUGGUGCUGAAGGGGAACGCCUCAAGGAAGCUACUAAUAUCAACAAAUCUCUUUCAACCUUGGGGCUUGUGAUUAUGAACCUAGUGAGCAUAUCUAAUGGGAAGUCGCUCCAUGUUCCAUACCGUGAUUCAAAGCUGACAUUUUUACUUCAGGAUUCUCUGGGAGGGAAUUCAAAAACAAUCAUAAUUGCAAACAUAAGCCCCUCCAUUUGUUGUUCAUUGGAGACAUUAAGCACAUUGAAGUUUGCACAGCGUGCCAAAUAUAUUAAGAACAACGCUAUUGUAAAUGAGGAUGCGUCUGGAGAUGUCAUUGCCAUGAGAAUUCAGAUUCAGCAACUUAAGAAGGAACUAUCCCGUUUACGUGGUCUAGUUGCUGGAGGAGAAAUUCAGGAUAAUGACAAUUCAGUAAUCAGCUUUCCAGGUUCUCCUGGAUGCUUCAAGUGGGAGGGUGUGCAAGGAUCAUUCAGUCCAUUAACCUCUGUUAAAAGGAUAUCCCAGAAAAAAGACUAUGACAUCGCCCUUGUUGGGGCCUUUAGAAGGGAAAAGGACAAAGAGAUGAAAUUACAAGCACUAAGAGAUGAAGUUCAAGCAUCAAUGAAGCUGGUGAAACAAAGAGAAGAUGAGAUACAAAGUUUGAAGAUGAGAUUACGUUUUCGAGAAGCUGGAAUAAAAAGGUUAGAAGCAGUUGCUUCUGAGAAGAUCUCAGCAGAGACACAUUUGUUGAAAGAAAAAGAGGAGCAUUUGAAGGAAAUUGAGGUCUUGCGAGCGCAGGUUGAUCGGAAUAAUGAAGUAACUAGAUUUGCUAUGGAAAAUUUGCAGCUAAAAGAAGAAAUUAGAAGGUUAAAGUCAUUCUGUUUGGAAGGAGAACGAGAACAGAUGAGUGAGCAAAUCAUGGCAUUGGAAAACAAGUUGUUGGAAGCACUAGACUGGAAGUUCAUGCAUGAACCCGAUCUGAAAGCAAAUUCUGAUCCGAUGAUGGAAGAUGUACGUAGUGAUGACAAUCUUGUCUCCAAACUGGAGUCAAGUCCAAAAUUACGUUGGCAGUCUUCGCUUAGGGAGGAAAACGAGUUUCUCCGGAUUCAGGCUAUUCAAAACCAGGCAGAAAUGGAUACAAUUUUCAAAAAGCUAGAGGUUUGCCUUGAGGAGAAAGAAAAAUUAAAAAGUCAUGUUGAUGAUUUGACGGCAAAAUUAGAACAUGAGAAAUCCCGAACAGUUAAUGAAGGAAAGCAGCAAAUGGACCUUCCAUCAACAAUCGAUGUGCCUGUAAUGAACAACAAUGACCAACUGGAAUUGAAAGCAAUGGUUGAUGCCAUAGCUGCUGCCAGUCAAAGAGAAGCAGAGGCUCACGAGACAGCAAUUAUUUUGGCAAAAGAGAAUGAUGAACUCAAGAUGAAGCUUAAAACCUUGAUCGAGGAUAAUAGUAAACUGAUUGAAUUGUAUGAACAAGCUGCUGCAGAGAAUAUUAAUAGAAAUGCUCAUAAAGGGGAGGAUGCUCAUGAAACUGGUUCCCAGAUUGACAACGGUUGCUUUUCUCUUGAAAUAACGAAAGAGGAAGCUGAGUUGAAAGGAGUGGUUGAGAAUCUCCAACACCAGUUAAUGGAAAUUAAUGAAGAAAAUGAAAAGCUCAUGAAUUUGUAUGAAAGAGCCAUGCAGGAGAGGGAUGAUCUAAAAAGAACCCUUUCAUGUAUUGGACAAGACCAAGUUGAAACCAAAGGAUUCGUGGACUGCCCAGAAAAGCUUGUUGAAGUUGAUGGUGGGGAAAGAGACUUGAGAGUAGAAAUUAUUUCACAGGAAGUGCGGGGUGAAAGUGAAAAUAAAUAUGAACCCACUACUACAUCUGGGUCUGAUAUGGACGUUGACUGUGAUGCAUAUGAACCAGAAAAGCUUUUAAAGGAUGACAGUGAGGCUGAUGUAUUGGUCAACUCUGAGAAGUAUAAUCUCAGUGAGGCAAAGUUAUCAGAGGAAUUAAGUUGUGCUACAAAGAAACUUGAAAGAGUCGAUGAACAUAUCUCAGAUGCAGUCAAGACUAUAGCUUCACUUGGUUGUGCUGAAACAGCAACAGUCCAAGUUGAUGAGCUCUCUAGAGAAAUUGAGAUUACAGAGCAUGAUAUUCACAUCAAGCGUCAGCAGUUCGAAUCUUUGAAACUUAAGCUUUCUGAAGCACAUGAAAGAAGAACAAUUGUUGACAAAAAGUUGUCAGCGCUAAAAUACUCAUUAUCAAACUUUCCCUCGACAUUUUCUUACUUUGUGCAACGGGAAACAAGGGCCAGAGCAGUUGUUAAGGACUUGACAUCUCAUCUUGACCACAAGAAAGGGAAAUUGGCUGAUCUUCAAGCGUCCAAACAGGGACUGGAGAAUGCUAAAGAGAAGAACCAAGAAUCCGAAGUUGAAUUGAAGAAAAAUAUUGCGUGCAUCAAAUUGAAAUUGGAGGAAGAGAAUCAAAAGCACGAAGAUGAAAAGGUUCUAAUUGCGGUCGAAAACACACAGAAUAUUGAUUCCUCGCUGAAAAAUUGGCAUCUUAGAAGCAAAGCCACUGAUUUACUUAAGUUUGAAGAAGAGAAAACAACACUGCAAGCAGAGAUGAAGCUUUCUCAGCAGAAACUCGGGGUUAUAAGAAAAGAACUGGAAAAUCUAAACAAGAAGGGGGCAAAUGUAGAAAGCCAGAUUGAGGCGGUUCAACUGGAAAUAAAGCAAUGCUUGAGGAACACAGAGGAGAAGGAACUUGCACUUGAACGUGUGAUGAAAGAGAAAGAGAUGCUCUUGGAGUUUAGAGAUAAUUGUAUGACUGAAAUAGAGCAUAUGAUUAUUGAACUCCAACAACAUGUGUUUGAGUAUGACCUAAAGGAGGGUGAAAUGAAGAUUCUAGGAGAAGAAUUGCAAAUGGAUUUGACAAGAGCCGAAGAGUUACAGACAGCUAGGGUCAUUGCUGCAAACAACAAAAACAGUUUUUUUUCUUCCAUUUCUUAUUCAGGCAUGUUGGAGAAGUUAGAGGAUGAGAUGCAGAAUCUGCACACAUCUGUUCAGGAAACAAGAUUGUUGCUGGAAGGCAUUUCCCGUGCCGCCUAAACUCUUGGUCUGUGUAAACUAAUUCUCCUUUUUCUACUUGUAUCAUGUUUUGUUUAAUUCUCCUUUUAGUUCCUAGAGAACGAAAUUGAAUUUUUUUUCAAUAGCACUUAUGGAGAAUGAAUAUACAGUAUUUUUUUCCAAUCU